GUGGUAGCUGCGAGAUGGGAGCCGUGGCACGGGAAAUUCGGGCUGUCGUAUCCGUGGGACAAAUACAAGAGGAUAGGGGAAGUAGUGAAUGAGCUGGCCGCAGCCAUCCUCUCACUCAAAUGUUGUCUAAAAUCACCAAGACAGGCAGAACAAACCAACAGAGAAUCAAUCAAAGAGCCCUGCCAAGCCGCAGCUGCGUCGCUGGCGUGGACCAUCGGAGAGCUAGGCGACAGCAUUUGUGGGAUGCGAAGAUGCAAUCCCGAGACCUCGAUACUGCCGGAGUUGAAAUCGGCGAGGCUGGAGCUAAGCAGGGCCGCCAAGACGCCGUUUCAGCGAGGAUCAGAUAAAGGCAGCGACGCUGAGACACUUGGGAUGGCGAGCUUUGUAUUCGGGUUGAUGGAGAUCGUGGAGGUUUUGGAGCAACUGGCGAAGGAGGUGGAUGAGCUCGGCCAAACCGCCGGUUUUCAUGAAACCUAAUGAUGGUGACGAUGAAGAUGCUAGCUAGUACGUACGCAAUAUAAUCCGUCAAGAAAUAUAUAUAUAGCCGCGUGGGGAUCUAUUUUCAACUAAGGAAGAAGAAACCAAACUAUAUUGAUGUAUUGGGCCAAAUAUUUUUGGGCUCGGUCGGUCGAUGUUAAUGUAUUAACUCUCAUGCAGUACAAGAAGUAAAUAAAAUUGACGUGUGAAGUGUGAACCAUAACAUUUUAUGGUGAAAAAAAUAUAUAAUCGAGAAAGCAAUAAAAGGAUGUUGAAAUG
Linum tenue is the source of this 756-nucleotide messenger RNA. Lineage: Eukaryota; Viridiplantae; Streptophyta; Magnoliopsida; Malpighiales; Linaceae. The record is from the annotation of a GenBank genome assembly.